Carassius gibelio (silver crucian carp) is the source of this 663-nucleotide messenger RNA. Its product is annotated as protein mono-ADP-ribosyltransferase PARP14-like. NCBI's taxonomy places the organism in Eukaryota, Metazoa, Chordata, Actinopteri, Cypriniformes, Cyprinidae. The transcript is spliced from 2 exons. Bases 1 to 396 code for a protein of 131 amino acids. The record is from RefSeq and is a predicted model, not a curated record.
AUGGAAGAGAAGAGUCUGAUUCUCGAGGGUCUUCCGGAUGAUUUCCACAGAGUCAAACCAAAGGUCGAGCUUUACUUCAGAAACAAAAGAAGAUCUGGAGGAGAAACCUUGCAGAUCCGAGAACAUCCAGACGACAAACGAAAAGCACUGCUGGUCUAUAUAAGAGACGAGGAUCUGAAGAAGGUGCUUGACAAAAGGAUCCAUAAAGUUGAUAUCAAACCUCAUGGAUCUGUUGAAGUGACCGUGAAGCUCCCAGAAGAAACACAAAUCAAGAUCAAACCACAAGUACUGCCCAAACCCAGACCAGAGACCCUUGCCCUGAGAUCAUCGCCCGCUGCUGCCAGACAGGUCAUUAUUAGGAUUAUUAAUAUCAGACCACACGCUUCCUCAUGCUGAGCUCUUCUGAAGGACGAGGAAGCACCUGAACGCUGUUGACCCUGACACAAACAGACUCUAGUUUGACCUGCUAGCAGUUAAUCUAGCACUCAUCGGGUUUACUUUCAGAUUUUUAUGUUUGAUAACUUACUUGAAAUUAAUCUACACCAUUUAUGCAGCCAGAACCUGAUCUUGAUUUAAAUGUCAAAGGAAAUAUAAGAAUUACAAUGUAAAUGUUAUUUAUUUAAUUUGACUAAAUGUAGUCGGAUUAUUGAUUUCCUCACACUU